This is a messenger RNA of Rattus rattus (black rat), 5124 nucleotides long. It is a transcript of the gene Casr, whose product is annotated as calcium sensing receptor. NCBI's taxonomy places the organism in Eukaryota, Metazoa, Chordata, Mammalia, Rodentia, Muridae. The record is from RefSeq and is a predicted model, not a curated record. Gene Ontology annotation, biological process: G protein-coupled receptor signaling pathway; detection of calcium ion; regulation of calcium ion transport. Bases 594 to 3869 code for a protein of 1091 amino acids. The transcript is spliced from 7 exons. Gene Ontology annotation, molecular function: calcium ion binding; G protein-coupled receptor activity. Gene Ontology annotation, cellular component: membrane.
CUGAGAGAUCUAGGGAGCCCGGGGCUCUCCAGGCCGGCUCAGGCACGGACUGUAGGUGUAUUUGGAGGGAUUUGGAGGCUGGAGACCCCAGGAAGCACGCAAGCGGGAGCAGGCAAGGGGCGGAGCCCCGGGCCCGGCCAAGGUGGCCGUCAGAGGGUCUGCGGGGAGGCAGUAGCUUGACCCAAGGCGACCAGGGAACUUCAGACGGUAGCACGCGCCACUCAAACAAAUUAACUUGACAUCGCAAGCUGGGCGGGCUGGUACGACAUCCUGACUUCAGCACCCAGCUGUUCCUGGGCAGACAGAGGGCCAACAGGUGUUCCUGUGGAAGAAGCCAGGACAAGGACUCCAGAAAACAUCUCGGGCAGCCUCUACAUGAUGUCGCUUCUCGGGACUCGAGGACCAGCCACCCUACACCUCUACAACAGAGAAGGCAGAAAUGGAGACCCAAAGGCCAUCACUCCUGCUCUGUCACUAACCACUCUGUAAUCAUGUCUCCCCACCAGAAGGUGUGAACCGCACCAGGGCCGUGGAGUUCUCGGGCUCCCAAUCCACUGACACCUUUACCUGUCCCCUGAAGAGAAGGCAACGCUAUGGCAUCGUACAGCUGCUGUUUGGCCCUCUUGGCUCUUGCCUGGCACUCCUCUGCCUAUGGGCCUGACCAGCGAGCCCAAAAGAAGGGGGACAUUAUCCUAGGAGGUCUCUUUCCUAUCCAUUUUGGAGUAGCAGCCAAAGAUCAAGAUCUGAAGUCAAGACCAGAGUCUGUGGAGUGCAUUAGGUAUAACUUCCGUGGAUUCCGAUGGUUACAAGCCAUGAUAUUCGCCAUAGAGGAGAUAAACAGCAGCCCCACCCUUCUUCCCAACAUGACACUGGGAUAUAGGAUAUUUGACACCUGUAACACCGUCUCCAAGGCGCUGGAAGCCACCUUGAGUUUUGUUGCCCAGAACAAAAUCGAUUCUUUGAACCUGGACGAGUUCUGCAACUGCUCUGAGCACAUCCCUUCGACCAUUGCCGUGGUGGGAGCCACUGGCUCCGGUGUCUCCACGGCGGUAGCCAACCUGCUGGGACUUUUCUACAUCCCCCAGGUGAGCUACGCCUCCUCCAGCAGGCUCCUCAGCAAUAAGAACCAGUACAAAUCCUUCCUCCGCACCAUUCCCAAUGACGAACACCAGGCAACCGCGAUGGCCGACAUCAUCGAGUAUUUCCGCUGGAACUGGGUGGGCACAAUUGCAGCUGAUGACGACUAUGGCAGACCUGGCAUUGAGAAGUUCCGAGAGGAAGCCGAAGAGAGGGAUAUCUGCAUUGAUUUUAGCGAGCUCAUCUCCCAGUACUCUGAUGAGGAAGAGAUCCAGCAGGUGGUCGAAGUGAUCCAGAACUCUACGGCCAAGGUCAUUGUCGUUUUCUCCAGCGGCCCGGACCUAGAACCUCUCAUCAAGGAGAUUGUGCGGCGUAACAUCACAGGCAGGAUAUGGCUGGCUAGCGAGGCCUGGGCCAGUUCCUCCCUGAUUGCUAUGCCUGAGUAUUUCCAUGUAGUCGGGGGCACCAUUGGGUUCGGUCUGAAGGCUGGGCAGAUUCCAGGCUUCCGAGAAUUCCUACAGAAAGUUCAUCCCAGGAAGUCUGUCCACAAUGGUUUUGCCAAAGAGUUUUGGGAAGAAACUUUUAAUUGCCACCUCCAAGAAGGCGCAAAAGGACCUUUACCUGUGGACACCUUCGUGAGAAGUCACGAGGAAGGUGGCAACAGGUUACUCAAUAGCUCUACUGCCUUCCGACCCCUCUGCACAGGGGAUGAGAACAUCAACAGUGUGGAGACCCCUUACAUGGAUUACGAACAUUUACGGAUAUCCUACAACGUGUACUUAGCCGUCUACUCCAUUGCGCAUGCCCUGCAAGAUAUAUACACCUGCUUACCCGGAAGAGGGCUUUUCACCAACGGGUCCUGUGCAGACAUCAAGAAGGUUGAGGCCUGGCAGGUCUUGAAGCACCUACGGCACCUGAACUUCACCAACAACAUGGGGGAGCAGGUGACUUUUGAUGAGUGCGGUGAUCUGGUGGGGAACUAUUCCAUCAUCAACUGGCACCUCUCCCCAGAAGACGGCUCCAUUGUGUUCAAGGAAGUUGGGUACUACAAUGUGUAUGCCAAGAAGGGAGAAAGACUCUUCAUCAAUGAGGAGAAGAUCUUGUGGAGUGGGUUCUCCAGAGAGUCCCAAACCUCUCAUUUCUAUGUUCUCUGCCCUCAGGUGCCCUUCUCCAACUGCAGCCGGGACUGUCAGGCAGGGACCAGGAAGGGGAUCAUCGAGGGAGAGCCCACCUGCUGCUUUGAGUGUGUGGAGUGUCCUGAUGGAGAGUACAGUGGAGAGACAGAUGCGAGUGCCUGUGACAAGUGCCCGGAUGACUUCUGGUCCAAUGAGAAUCACACUUCUUGCAUUGCCAAGGAGAUUGAGUUUCUGGCGUGGACCGAGCCCUUUGGAAUCGCUCUCACUCUCUUUGCGGUGCUGGGCAUUUUCCUGACCGCCUUUGUGCUGGGUGUCUUCAUCAAGUUCCGAAACACACCCAUCGUCAAGGCCACCAACCGAGAACUGUCCUACCUCCUGCUCUUCUCCCUACUCUGCUGCUUCUCAAGCUCCUUGUUCUUCAUUGGGGAGCCCCAGGACUGGACGUGCCGCCUGCGACAGCCUGCUUUCGGCAUCAGCUUUGUGCUCUGUAUCUCAUGCAUCUUGGUGAAGACCAAUCGCGUCCUCCUGGUAUUUGAAGCCAAGAUACCCACCAGCUUCCACCGGAAGUGGUGGGGGCUCAACCUGCAGUUCCUGCUGGUUUUCCUCUGCACCUUCAUGCAGAUCCUCAUCUGCAUCAUCUGGCUCUACACGGCGCCCCCCUCUAGCUACCGCAACCAUGAGCUGGAAGACGAAAUCAUCUUCAUCACGUGCCAUGAGGGCUCACUCAUGGCGCUCGGCUCCCUGAUCGGCUAUACCUGCCUGCUGGCUGCCAUCUGCUUCUUCUUUGCCUUCAAGUCCAGGAAGUUACCAGAGAACUUCAACGAAGCCAAGUUCAUUACCUUCAGCAUGCUCAUCUUCUUCAUCGUUUGGAUCUCCUUCAUUCCAGCCUAUGCCAGCACCUACGGCAAGUUUGUCUCUGCCGUGGAGGUGAUCGCCAUUUUGGCAGCCAGCUUUGGCUUACUAGCCUGCAUCUUCUUCAACAAGGUCUACAUUAUCCUCUUCAAGCCUUCCCGGAACACCAUUGAGGAAGUCCGCUCCAGCACCGCAGCGCAUGCUUUCAAAGUAGCAGCCCGCGCCACUCUACGCCGCCCCAACAUCUCCCGGAAGCGGUCCAGCAGCCUUGGAGGCUCCACCGGCUCCAUUCCCUCCUCCUCCAUCAGCAGCAAAAGCAACAGCGAAGACCGGUUCCCGCAGCCAGAGAGGCAGAAGCAACAGCAACCGCUGGCCCUGACCCAGCAAGAACAGCAGCAGCAGCCCCUGACCCUCCACCCACAGCAACAGCAGCAGCCACAGCAGCCGAGAUGCAAACAGAAGGUCAUCUUCGGCAGUGGCACGGUCACCUUCUCUCUGAGUUUUGACGAGCCUCAGAAGAAUGCCAUGGCCCACAGGAACUCCAUGCGUCAGAACUCCCUGGAGGCCCAGAAGAGCAACGACACCUUGAGCAGACACCAGGCCCUGCUUCCCCUACAGUGUGCAGAGGCGGACUCAGAAAUGACCAUUCAGGAAACGGGCCUGCAAGGGCCCAUGGUGGGGGACCACCAGCCAGAAAUGGAAAGCUCAGAUGAAAUGUCCCCAGCGCUGGUCAUGUCCACCUCUCGGAGCUUCGUCAUUAGUGGUGGAGGUAGCUCUGUGGCGGAAAACGUAUUACACUCCUAAUGGAGGGAAAGGCUAUCCAUUUGAGAGGUUUUCUUAGAGUCCCGAGCAAAAGGAUGGGUCCUUCCUUUCUUCCCAGGAAGCCAGGGAGAGUAGGUACGUCAAAGCCUGUACUCAGUUGCACUGCUUUGAAUGACAGUGAACUGACUGGUGUGCUCUUUAGAGUUAGAAGAAGAGUCAUGUUUUGGGGUCAUCUUCCAGAGCUCAGUAUCACACCUGGGUUUGCUGAAGUCUUUUCCUCUGCUCUAUCCACCAUCAGUUCAGACGAAAGCAAGGCUCUAAGCUACCCAUCUGCUUCCCUCUUAAAAAAAAAAAAAAAAAUGCUUGCAUCCAGAAAUGCCUGCCCCAAGAUACAGAAAACAUAUCUAUGGAUAGCAUGAUCUGAAACACAGUCCAGAUACAGACCGAUGGGACAUCAGAUCUGCUACCACGAGAGUUGAGUCUGAAAGCCAGACAGUCACCGGGACUGCCUAUCACAUUGACAGUGGACAGAACUGUACAUGUUCAAGACGUCAGGCAGAUGUGUCCUCUCCUAUUUAUAAAGACCUUAAGAGGUGUGGUCUUUUUUUUAUCCUCCCUGCUGCUGCUAUUGUGUGACAUCUAUUCCAUCUGCGUCCUUCCUGUGGCAUCAUGUCUGGAUGUGUCCAGAAUCUGAAGGCAAUGCCACGUUUAGAUCUCAGGAUCAUAGCAUCACCUCUAAGCACUGGGAAAGGACUGACUAAAUUCAAUGAGCUGUAACUAAUAUUGCUGUACAUAGCUUAAUCCUUAAGAAAAUGCUUUUGUUGUAAUGGUCCAUGGGCGGUUAUAAACUGAAAAAAUGUCACAGUCUGGAUUCUAUAAGGCAGUAUUAUUGAGUUCUGUUCCCGUUCCCAUCCUGUGCCUGGUGAGCCGAGCCCAUGCAGUCCCUAUCAAGACCCCAUAGCUACAAUCACGCCCCAUGCCUCAUCCCUGAACUACGGGCUUUAUGAAGCCAAAUCCAGACCUGGCUCUUUGGAAAAUGAGCUCCCAGAAGAAAGGGUGGUUCCCAUUAAAUGCCAGGGUUCCCUCGGCAGUGAAAUUAAACGUGCUCACUGCCCACUGCUAGGAACUCAGACUCCGGACGACAGAGACCAAGGUUCAGGCUCUGGCUUGGUCACUGGCAAGAUGGGUGGUUAUAAGUAGAAAGCAUAGCCUCUUUAAGACCCAGCUCCUUAGAGUAUAAAGUAGGGAGUUACAGUUCUUUCCCCAUGGAGCUCUCAGAUGAGUUAAGUAGGCAUGC